AUGGCCGAGGCCAUUGGGCUCUCCGCAAGCAUCAUUGCCAUUGUUGACCUCUCAGCGAAGCUCGCAAGUCACUGCAAAUUCUACGUCGAAAACGUUCAAGAUGCGCGUGCAGACUUUCGCAAGCUUCUCAUCGAGAUCACUCUGUCGGGAGAGUCAGGCUCCAUCGCCGGAUGUCUCGAUGCUCUGACACAACUCAAGGCUAUGCUGCCUCCGCCGGAAGAUAUCGAUUCCGGCAAUUCGCGUCUCUCAAUGAAAUCUAGAAGUAAAAAUAUCGCGACCCGUCUCGCAUGGCCCUUGAAGAAGACACGCGCUAUGGGCCUUCUGGGUGAAUAUCUCUUCGGCAUCGAUGGUAACGACAUGGCGGGCCAGUAG
Verticillium dahliae VdLs.17 is the source of this 372-nucleotide messenger RNA. RefSeq lists its product as uncharacterized. Lineage: Eukaryota; Fungi; Ascomycota; Sordariomycetes; Glomerellales; Plectosphaerellaceae. The coding region runs from base 1 to 372 and encodes 123 amino acids. The record is from RefSeq and is a predicted model, not a curated record. The transcript has 3 exons.